Messenger RNA from Myxocyprinus asiaticus (Chinese sucker), 3201 nucleotides. RefSeq names its product apolipoprotein L6-like. Gene Ontology annotation, molecular function: lipid binding. NCBI's taxonomy places the organism in Eukaryota, Metazoa, Chordata, Actinopteri, Cypriniformes, Catostomidae. Bases 428 to 1852 code for a protein of 474 amino acids. Gene Ontology annotation, biological process: lipid transport; lipoprotein metabolic process. The transcript is spliced from 14 exons. Gene Ontology annotation, cellular component: membrane; extracellular region. The record is from RefSeq and is a predicted model, not a curated record.
GAGGGCGGAGUAAAUAACAUUUCUUUACCUAGCUGUCUUUACACAGCGAGAAAGCGGUUAUAUCAAGCACGUUAACAGACAAUCAAAUGAAAUAAAUCCUAAAUCCGUUUACGAUACGUCUCUUUCAUUUAACAGAUCUUGAUGUUCCUACUCAAACCACUCUUUUAAUAAUUCACCUUUCUCAGGGAGAUCGCGAACUGGUUUAAAGUGGGCGGCAGAGUGCGACACAGGAAAGUAAGCACUGGAUGACCCCAAUAUGGUCAUGAGGAACUUUGAGAGAAUCCAGAAGUGCAGAAGGGCAGGUCAACAUACCUAAGCGCAUUGAGCUGUAAGACAGUAAGGAUAGUCUCUCUGACAGAACCUCUAAAUUUCAGAAUAAAGUGAAAAGCUUUUUGUAAUUGUAAGACAUCUGCUUGCCCUGCAGAAUAUGGAAAAAACACAGCAGUCCUUGGAGCCCAGUGGGAAACCUGAUGAUAAACAGUCAAACUCCACAAAGCAGGAUAAGGGUUCUGGUUCAGAUACAGAGGAGACAGUCGACCAUGAGAGCCAACCAACACAUGAACAGGACAUUAACAACAUUAUUUCACAUAAUGUGCAAAAGCAAACAGCGAUUGACAUCAAUCAGGGUGACAGCACUAAAGUGUUGGAAAAGAGGUAUAACAAAGAGGGUGAGACACCUGGAGAAGAGGAAAAUCCUAAACAAAAAGGGCAGAAGAAACCCAUAAAUCCAUUUAUGCCUCAAGUUGCAGCAAAGAAUAAAACAAUGCAGAAGAAGAAUGGAAACCAAACUGAAGGCAGCGGCAAUGACCUUGCAGAGACUAAAGGCCAGAAGAAGAGCCUCAUGGAAUGGCUGGAUGAGUUCCGUAUAAGUGAAAGUCAUAGGGAGGUUGAGGAGGAUCUUGAUGGCCUCAUGGAUUGGUGGAGCACUGUGGAAAAAUGGGAGGACAUGCCCAAAAGUGAAAACAUGACAGAAAAAGAGGAAGCCAAGGCUUUUGCAGUAACAGCUGAAAAGGUCCAGAAGGGAAUACGUGUGUUUAACAAACUCUUCUCAGAGCGAGCAGAGGGACUGUGGCAACAUGUGAUUGACCUGCACGCCAUUGCUGAUGGCUUAGACCGCUUCAACAAGAAGACCAAGAUCGCCCAGAUCACCGGUGGCUCCACCAGUGCUUUGGGAGGUGUUACCACCAUUACUGGCUUAGCCCUGGCACCUUUCACCAUGGGAGCCUCUCUGAUUGUUACUGCAGUUGGUCUGGGUGUUGCCAUGGCAGGAGGGCUCACCUCUGCCUCUGCUGGGAUAUCCAGUGCCGUCAACAACUCUUUGGAUCGCAAGAAAGUAGAGCACAUUGUGGAAGACUAUCAGGAGAAGAUGGAUGACCUUAACAAAUGCAUGAAGUUCAUCAAGCAAGGGAUAACAAACCUACGCAAGUUCAACCUGAAUAAGAUGAAGAAGCGUGCGUACAAUCGAGACUUCCCUUGUUUUGACAAUAUCUAUGAGGACGGUGCCAUGGCAGGCAAAGCUAUUCUAAUCAAUGCCAAUGAGAUUAUGCGUGUGGUGCAGGUAGCCAAUGCCGCUGGAACCACCGCAGCACGAGCAGUGCAGAUCGCUAGUGUAUCCACCGGUGUUCUCACUGGGCUCUUUGUUGGGAUGGAUAUCUAUUUUGUGGCAAAAGACUCCCAUGAGCUGAAAAAAGGUGCAAAGUCUGAAUUUGCUGCCAAGAUUAGAGAGGUGGCAGACCAGCUACAUGAGGGUUUGGUGGAACUCAACAGCAUCCGAGAGGAGCUGCAGUCGUGCAACAAUCUUCGUCCUGAAAUACCUCUAAAACAAAACUCUCUAAACACUCCUUUUAUUUAAAUGUGCAAUCUGUAAAAUUUGUGUUUAUGUUCUCUGACACAUAGUGGCAUAGAUGCAGCAUCUCACAAAAAACUUAAAUUCUCUUUUACUGACGUCAUAGUAAAAAUGUGAUUUUGAACAUAUUUUAAAAAAGAUCUAUUCUACUAGUACUAUUUCUUUCUGUUUGAAAGUUUAGCAGUUAGCAAAAGAUGACUGAGAACUCCUUUAAUUGUUAAGCCAUAUCACCCUGUAGCUCAAGACUACUUGUUUACUGAAGCUAAACAGGGCUGAGCCUGGUCAGUACCUGGAUGGGAGACCUCCUGGGAAACUAAGGUUGCUGCUGGAAGAGGUAUUAGGGAGGCCAGCAGGGGUGCUCUCCCUGUGGACUGUGUAGGCCUUAAUGCCCCAGAAUAGUGAUGGGAAGACUAUACUGUAAAAAGGCACUGUCCUUUGGAUGAGAUGUUAAACUGAGGUCCUGACUCUCUGUGGUCAUUAAAAAUCCCAGGGCACUCCUUGAAAAGAGUAGGGGUGUAACCCUGGUGUCCUGGCCAAAUUCUCCUUAUUGGCCCUUAUCAAUCAUGGCUUUCUAAUAAUCCCCAUCCAUUAAUUGGCUCUAUCACUCCACUCUCUCCUCUCCACCAACAGCUGGUGUGUGUAAUGAGUGUACUGGCGCACUAUGGCUGCUGUCACAUCAUCCAGGUGGAUGCUGCACACUGGUGAUGGUUGAGGAGAGUCCCCUGUUCAUUGUGUAAAGUGCUUUGAGUGUAGUGUCAGAAAAGCGCUAUAUGAAUGUUCAUUCAUUCAACUUCACACUUAGAAAAAAAAAACUUUAUUUUGAGUAAUGCUUAAACUGCACUGUUAUAUUGCCUUUUUACUGCCAGCACAAUGACUUAGACAGGUUAUGUAAAUUUGGUAACUUGUUUUUUACUUUGAUCCAGUGCUUGUUAAGGUGUAAUUUCUGCUUUUAUAAGGCCAAGACUUUAUGAACUAAUACCAUCUAUAUGGGCCUGAAUACAUGGUAACAGUUCAAGCAUAUUACUUUAUUAUCCCACCAUGGUAAAGGAGAUGGCUUUUUAAGUAUUUUUAUUUUUGUAAAUAUCUUUACGUUGAUGUUUUUUAACACCUGAUAAAGAAUAUCUUCAGGUGAGCGAUUUCAAUAAAUAUAGGCUACUUUGUGUUAUUUUACUAUUUAUUACAUUUUAUGAAUUUGUCAUUAAAUGCUUUAUAGUAUUGUUUCCUGUUCACAUAUUAUUUGUGUAGGCCUAUCUUAAGUGCAAAUGUUGGCCUUAUUGUUACCAUUGUUUGUCAUUGUUACAGUAGGCAAUAUAAAAAAUGUAUAAAAGAAUGUAUUAAAAGUAAUAUUGAGCAAA